UGCCAGUCUUUCUUUCACUUUUCAGCAAUGCAAGUGGGAGACGACUGCCGCUUCUUCCUAACUGCCACUUGUGCCAAGGGCGAUCACUGUCGAUUCCGCCAUAGCCAGGCUGCCCGUGACCAUGGAGAACCAGUCACCUGCCCAGACUGGCUUGCCGGGUCGUGCAUAGACGCCGCUUGUCUCAAGCGCCAUCACCACGCUGCCGUCCCUCAACAGCAGCAGGCAACCGCAGUCGCCUGCUACUGGGAAACGCAGCCUUCCGGCUGCCUCAAGCCAUCCUGUCAUUUCAAGCACUCCCUUCCAAGGCCGCAUGCAGCUGCUCCCGCUCAAGAUCAUGGCAAUGCACCAGCACAGUCCCUUUCUUCGACGGAGCCACGAGCUAUUCCAAGUUCUGCUGGACGGCCGCCAUCCAAUUCUACGCUGCUCGAAGGUUCUCCUUCAGCUCCACAGUCCCGUCCUCCCUCAAGCGAAUUUGAAGCCCUUCGGAACCAGCCUCCUGUGAUGCUUUUCAACGGAGCUGGGCCUCGCCACGCCGCUCCGCCCCUUCGGCCACCACCUGCACCCUCUCAUGCGGCUGUCGCACAUCCACCAUUUCGAACUGACGUCGCAUCAAGCUCGCAUGCAGGGCAUGCCGCACCUAUUGGUCCACCCGGUGCAACCAGUCUAAUGGGACCGCCGCCUCGCAUGCUGCCUCCACCUCCUGGAAUGGUGCCUCCUCCGGGCAUGAUGCCUCCUCCUGGAAUGGUACCGCCUCCUCCUGGAAUGGUACCUCCUCCUCCUCCUGGAAUGGUACCGCCUCCAGGAAUGAUGCCUCCUGGCAUGGUUCCUCCUCCUCCUCCUGGCAUGAUGCCGCCGCCACCCGGAAUGCGACCGCCUGCUGGAAUGAUGCCGCCCCCGAUGAUGCCUUCAGGAUUGGUACCACCUCACCUCAGACCGCCGCACAUGUUGCCGCCGCCACCUGGUAUGGGCCCACCGCUCCAUCUGCGCCCUCCAAUGGCCGGUCCUCCGAUGGCCGGCCCUCCAAGACCUCCGCCAGCCCUGCCCCCGCAAAUGACCGCCGCUCAACAACAAAAGAUGAUUGCCUCACAAAUUCCUGUGAGCUCGGUGCCCGCGUUGGGACGCACAGCCAACCCGUCUGCCGCCGAACCCGCUCGCGAACCUGUUGAAGCGACACAACCGCCAACCGAGGCCGGUCCGACUGCAAUGCCGCCCCCUUCCAAGCCGCUCGCCCCUCCGACGAAAGCGGCCUCUGCAGCGGCACCAAAGCAGGCCGCCGAACCAAAUUCCAAGAUCGCUCCGACCUCCAAACCUCUCGCUCCGACCUCCAAACCUCCAUCAUCUGCAGUUGCAGCCAAGCUGGCUAUCGAUACCGGGGCGAUCCAUUCCAGCGCGAGCGACGACGAGACCCAGCAAGUUUCCUCGCCUCGACUCAAGGUGGCUCCAAAACUCAAGUCGCGCGUUUCAGCGGCCCCUGUCGCACCCAGCACGUCGCUCGAUUUUCAAGUCAAGACUUUGGAGCAAAUUCGGCGAGAAAAGGAAGAGCAACAACAGCGAGAAAAGGAAGCCCAGUCCCAGCCAGCCGCCGCGCGCACCGCUGCUGCGCUCAAGAAGAAGGCUACUUCUGCUGCACCCGCGGCUGUCGCGACACAGCCUGCCCCCGAACCAUCACCGGCGGCAGCGGUCGCCACAAUGGCCACUGAACCAGCGCCCGCUCCCGCCGCUGUCGUCGCUGCUGCAACUGUCAAACCCGUAGCCAAAGCGACUCCCGCUGCAGUAUCUGCGCCUUCGUCUGGAGCUGACGCCAUCGUCAUCAAAAGCUUUGAGGAAAUUAUGCGUGAGAAGCGGGCCAAGCAGCAGCAGCAGCAGCAACUUCAAUCGGCUGCUGAUGCCGUCGUCGUUUCGCCUGCACCUGGUUCGACUGCCACCAAUGGCAAAGCCAAACCCGCAAUGAAGAAGCCAGCCGCUGUUCAGAACACCGUUAACGCCAUCCAUCCUCCGGUUGUAGCACCUGCGGAGCUUCCAGUACCGGCGGGAGCAGCAGAAACCUCAACUGCGGUUCCCAUGCAAGUCGAUGCUGCGCCGAUCGCCGUUCCGGCUGCCAAGGCUGUUGCGGCACCAGCACCAAAGCCCGCCGCAGCACCAGCACCAAAACCCGCCGCAGCAACGGUAACGAAGCAAGCAAAGCCGGCAUCGACGGUCGGAACCCCAACUUCUGUCGCCAAGCCCGCUCCCGCUCCCGCGACUGUUGCUGCGGCCUCUGCUACAUCCCCUGCUACUGCCAAGCCCAAGCCUUCCACGCCCGCUGCAGCGGCAGCACGCAAGCCGAUCGCAGCCAAAUCGCCUGCUUCCGCGACACCGACAGCGACAUCGACACCACCACCAACAAUGACUCCCGCCCCUGUUGCUGCAGCUCCGCAAAAGCGACCAGCCGAGGAUCCGAUUGAACCGACAGCUCCUGCCAAGAUUGCCCGGGUUGACAGCGCAGAAGCUUCGCAAUCCAACAACGCUUCGGCCAACACAUCAGACUCGUUUGUUCGGACUGUGUCGAUGGAUUUGGAUCUUGGCAAUAUCGGCACAGUGGUCGAUGACGACAUGUUUGAAACGCGCAUGGCUCAGCUCGAUGCUCAGAAGCGCACCCCCGCGGUCGAUACCAAGCCGGCCGUUCUCGCAACGACAUCAGCAGCCCCAAACCCGACUGGAUCCGUGCCCGCGUCCGCCGUCCUCAGUGACUUUGAACUGGAAUUGGCUGCCUUUGAGCAAAUGAUGUGAGCUUUUUCUCUUUUUUCUUUGCUGUUGCUGCUUGCCGUCUUCCUUGUUACAAUUACAUUGUACUUUUACUUUUACUUCCUUC
Molecule: messenger RNA, 2851 nt
Organism: Capsaspora owczarzaki ATCC 30864
Lineage: Eukaryota; Filasterea; Ministeriida; Capsasporidae
Exons: 5
Coding region: 28-2769 (913 amino acids)
Molecular function (GO): metal ion binding
Source: RefSeq, a predicted model, not a curated record